Salarias fasciatus (jewelled blenny) is the source of this 1284-nucleotide messenger RNA. RefSeq names its product Ts translation elongation factor, mitochondrial (gene tsfm). NCBI's taxonomy places the organism in Eukaryota, Metazoa, Chordata, Actinopteri, Blenniiformes, Blenniidae. Gene Ontology annotation, biological process: mitochondrial translational elongation. Gene Ontology annotation, molecular function: translation elongation factor activity; protein binding. The record is from RefSeq and is a predicted model, not a curated record. The coding region runs from base 79 to 1008 and encodes 309 amino acids. The transcript is spliced from 6 exons.
UGCUCGCCUUCCGUCCGCAGUGUGGAUGUCAAUGACAUUCUGAACUUUCGUAAGUAAAUUUUCCAGCAGCGUGCAGAGAUGUCGCUAACAUUUCUAUUUAGAACUAUUGGGAAGGAUGUCGCAAAGGUCAGCCUCAGCCAGCACGUACAGUCCUUCCACUCAGGAUGCCAGCUCCUGGCAGCAGAGAAGUCCCUCUUGAUGAAACUAAGGAAGAGCACCGGCUACACUUUCAUCAACUGCAAGAAAGCCCUGGAGAAGUUUGACAAUGACAUAGCAAAGGCAGAGAGCUGGCUCCACGAGCAGGCCCAGAAGGAGGGCUGGAACAAAGCAAACAAGCUGGAGGGUCGGAAAGCCAGAGAGGGUCUGAUCGGCUUGUUUGUAGGAGAUAGUGCUGCAGUCAUGGUGGAGGUGAACUGUGAGACAGACUUCGUCGCUCGGAAUGAGAAGUUCCAAGAGCUGGUGAAGGACGUGACGUUCGCUGCAUUGACUCACCAUCGGAGUAAAACUCAGAGCAAGGCCGGAUAUGUGAAGAGUGUCCUCUCAGCAGAUGACAUGAACAAGCUUGAAAUUGGGGAAGGAACUUCACUGGCUGAUCGGGUGGCUCUGACAAUAGGUCGCCUUGGUGAGAACAUGUCAGUGAAGCGGGCCGUCAUGGUGGGCAUUCCUGCUGACUGGCGCAUCGGUUCUUACGUGCACGGAGGCGUGGACGGCCAGGCGGACGUGGCCAUGGGCCGGUACGGAGCCCUGGUCGUGUUUCAGGGUGGAAAGGAGGGAGAACAGGAAACCUUAGGUCGCAAACUGGGACAGCACAUCGUGGGAGAGGCUCCCCUGUCUCUGGGUAACAUGGACGACCUGCCCUGCGGUGAAAGUGAGACUCGUCUGCUGCCUCAGAGCUUCCUGGUUGACCCCAGCAGGACUGUGGCUGAGUUCCUCAGAGGCCAACAAGCCCGAGUGCUGGACUUUGUCCGAUUCCAGUGCGGUGAGACUGUUCGUGAUGAAGCUGAAUGAAGACGUGAAACAAUUGAGUCCAAAUAGUUAGGAUCUUUAUUCAAUGAGAAGCAAUCGCAAAUAUUUGUUCAUUAUUUAAGAUUAAGUCCCACUUUACCAUCAUGAAUUUGAAAAGGAUAAGUGGAUGUAAUAGAACUGGUGCCCGAUUAAAUUACAAAGCUCACAAUUAAAUGUUUUUUCUGAAACUAUUUUUUUUCUUCAAGGUUGUCUUGAUCUGUGUAUUUGUCUGUCAAUUACAAGUGUCACCUUUUCACCUGACGAUACAUUUACACAAGA